AUGGCACUCUCUCUGGCUUCUACCGUGUCAGAGACACUCCUUAGCGUCUGUGCGAUUGCUUUGGUUGCCAUUUUGUCUCUGCAGGUAGAAGCCACAAGUGCCUUGACCUCUGAAAAAUUUAACACUAAAAGCUCUGAUUUUCCAAGUGAUUUCUUGUUUGGUGUUUCUACUUUUGCUCCUCAGACUGAAGGAUCACCCAGACAAGAUGGGAGAGGACCUAGUGUCUGGGACAACUAUGCUGAAAAAGAUCCAGGAAGAGGUGGGAGGGAAGAUGUGGAGGCUUUGAAGCAACUUGGUGUAAAUUCUUACAGAUUUUCCAUUUCUUGGGGCCGGAUUCUUCCUGGAAGAACUUUGACAGGUGGAGCGAACAGCAAGGGCAUUCAAUGCUAUAACAAUAUCAUUGACAGACUAAUCAAAUAUGGAAUCAAACCAGUUGUAACAUUGUUUCAUUUUCAUUUUCCUCAAAUCUUGCAGGACUGUACUAAUGGUGGUUUCAUAAGUAGAUCAACUGUGAACUUUUCCAGAGAUUAUGCUGAAGUUUGCUUCAGAGAAUUUAGAGAUAAAGUUAAAACUUGGAUUACAGUAAAUGAACCCACUGUGCUUAUUGGAUUACUAGCCGGACCAGUGGGUUUCGGGAAUGGAGUGAAUGUGAAGGAUACAUAUACUGGAGCUUAUUUGAUUGCAUUGAAUGGGUGA
This is a messenger RNA of Jatropha curcas, 696 nucleotides long. The record is from RefSeq and is a predicted model, not a curated record. NCBI's taxonomy places the organism in Eukaryota, Viridiplantae, Streptophyta, Magnoliopsida, Malpighiales, Euphorbiaceae.